Molecule: messenger RNA, 744 nt
Organism: Alternaria ventricosa
Lineage: Eukaryota; Fungi; Ascomycota; Dothideomycetes; Pleosporales; Pleosporaceae
Exons: 2
Coding region: 1-744 (247 amino acids)
Molecular function (GO): protein binding
Source: RefSeq, a predicted model, not a curated record
AUGGCAGACAAAUCGCAAGUACCUCCGGUCGCACCUGUAUAUGGAGCUGCGGCCCAAGGCGAGAUCGUCACCAUCUUCAUCGGUCCGGAGAAGAAGCGCUACAACAUCCACAAGGACAUCAUCUGCCACCACUCCGAGUACUUUCGAGCCGCAUUCAAUGGCCGCUGGAAGGAGUCGGACGAGGGCGUAACACUUGAAGACGUCGAAGUCGACGUGUUUAACCUCUUCGUCCACUGGCUCUACGCGGAGGAGAUACCGCCACACUGGGAGUCACUCUCCGAAAUCGUAGAACCAGGUCUCAAUCUCGAUGACUCCGCUUGGGACGACUAUUCUACUGCAAUGCUUCUCCUGAAGGCCUCUGUCUUCGGUGAUCGAUUUCUCACACCGGCGUUCCAUCGUCUUGCACACAACACAUUUGUUAACAGAUUUGUUGUGGCACCUGGCGACCACAGCAGCAUGUCGUACUACAUGGUCAUCUGGAUCUACGACAAUUUGCUGACAAGUAGCCCGCUUGUCGACCUGGCGGUCGAACUGCAAUGCAUUGUAUGGAAUACGGAGAACGAUGACAAGGAGGAAAAGCUGCUAUGGCCGCAAUUGCCUCAUGCCUUCCUUCUAGCUGUCAUGACCAGGUACAGUGAACUAAAGGAAGAAAAGUGCUCAGACAUAGAGCUGAAGGCGUGCGACUAUCAUCUUCAUGCUUCCGAAGAGGAGAAAAAGGCUUGCAAACAAAAGAAACAGAAGUGA